Acromyrmex echinatior (Panamanian leafcutter ant) is the source of this 2589-nucleotide messenger RNA. Its product is annotated as ATP-binding cassette sub-family G member 5. Gene Ontology annotation, molecular function: ATP binding; ABC-type transporter activity; ATP hydrolysis activity. Gene Ontology annotation, cellular component: ATP-binding cassette (ABC) transporter complex; plasma membrane. Gene Ontology annotation, biological process: transmembrane transport. The record is from RefSeq and is a predicted model, not a curated record. NCBI's taxonomy places the organism in Eukaryota, Metazoa, Arthropoda, Insecta, Hymenoptera, Formicidae.
AUAUCUUCCGCGGUGCCGUCAGAAUGAGAACUACGAUGUAACACGUAUUCACCGGUGAAGUCAUCAGCGAAUCAACGGAUCAACGGAUCAACGGAUCGUCGCUAUGAAACUCCUUACGUUCGCAAACAGCUGACAUUUUUAACUGACAAGAAAUAACGGAUUUACGAGUUGGAGCCGAGAUGGAAGAUUUAUUUCUGGAUGUGGCACAACCUCGCAGUCACGGGUGUAAGUUCACCUGGGUCUCCAUGUCACAGCUACAACGGUCGACCGAUGAGAUGUUUCCCGCAUGAACAGUAUUUAAUGUACCCGCAUAUGAAAGGAGAAAGAGCCUACAGGUUUACAAGCACGAUUGCGUCGACGUCUGCAAUGACAAUGGACAUAAUUCCCGCUGCACGUCGAGUAGUCCUUGCUUGGUCUCACGAUCGUGCGUGGAAUGAUUUAACUCACACGUGAUUACGGAUGCGAAACAUCGCAGACUUGGCCAACACCUUUCAUAGGGAACAUCUUGGAAACAAUAAGUCGAGAGCUUCGCAGAUGUUACUUGAGGAAUGUGACCGUGGGUACCGAAAGUAAUACCGAUUCUCAAAAUGCUUCCAUCUGAUUGCGUUUUGGACAUAUCCAACGUGUUUCACUCCACCUCGGUAGUGAUCGAAGGAACCUGUCUCAAUAAAUCCGAACCUACCGCAGUGCUUAGAGAUGUAUCAGCUCGCGUCCACGGCGGGGAAGUCCUGGCUAUUCUAGGAUCAAAGGGUUCCGGCAAACGAGCGCUUCUCGAUGUUAUCGCUGGAAGAACGGAGGGCGAGACGAGGGGACGAGUUACCCUGAACGGCAACUUGCUGACUCCGGAGUUGUUUCGGCGUCAUGGCGGUUACGUGGCUCACAGGUGUCACCUGCUGCCGAGUUUGACGGUUCGCCAGACCCUGAUGUAUGCCACGUGGCUCGCCAAUCUAAACAAUCGCGAGGCCCGAGUGCGACAGACUCUCGCCGACUUGGCGCUCUCGCAGGUCGCCAACCGGUCGGUGAACGAUCUCACCAGGCCGGAAUAUCGGCGACUGAUGCUGGGAGUGCAACUUGCCAAAGAUCCGACUCUGUUGUUGUUGGACGAGCCAACCUGGGACACCGAUCCUCUCAACACAUAUCUCAUCGUCUCGAUGCUGUGGUCUUAUGCCACUAGACGCGGCUCCAUUGUCGUCCUCACUAUGGAAACACCUAGGUCUGACGUGCUACCAUUUGUUAGUCGCGUAACAUUACUGUGCCUGGGUGCGGUGGUUUAUUCUGGACCCACCAGGAGUAUGUUAGAUUAUUUUACCUACAUUGGCUUCCCAUGUCCGGAACUGGAAAAUCCGUUGAUGUAUUACCUAUGCUUGUCGACUGUCGAUCGUCGCUCCAGAGAUCGUUUUCUGGAGUCUAAUCAGCAGAUAUCGGUCUUGGUCGAGAAAUUCAAAGUGGAUGGAGUGCUUUACAUGAAAGAAGGACCGCAAGUGCCUCACAAUAUGAAAGAUACGACUCUUGGUAUUAUGCAUAAGGGCUUAGGACGUGGAAUCAAACCCGGAUGCUUUUCGACUCUUUUGGCGCUAUAUUUACGAAGUAUGGCGGCUACAUUCUCGUUCAAUAAGAUCGGCCUGGGACACUUUGCUGCUCGUCUGCUGUUACUGCCAUUCGUCGUUGCUCUAAUGAGUAUACUAUAUUCACAUUCAAGUCCCGUACAAUCAAGAAUUUUCUUGCAAACCGGCGGCUUGAUCUUCAACGUCUUGACGUUAUUUUACGUAGCCGGAAUAGUCGCGACAUCCCUUUUGUUUCCAGGUUUUCGCGCAAGGUAUUACCAAGAGAAACGAGAGGGUCUCUACGGCGGCGCGAUGUUCUUGACCGCAUACACCAUGCUGAGUCUUCCAUUGAGUUUCAUAUCGACGCUGAUAACGAUCGGGAUUUUGAUUCCCAUUUUGGAACUGGACCUCACCUCGUGGGCGUACGCUUCCGGCAUUCUAUGGUCCAGUUACGUGGCAGCCGAGCAAGUAACGGUAGCUGUACUGAUGGUGAUCGGUAGACCCAUAACCGGUGCCAUUACAGUAUUAUACAUGACCCUGUUAUCUUUGAUAAUUGCGUCAGGUGCGAUUCGUAGCUUGAAGAACUUGCCCUAUUGGUUGGCGAUGGUGACGACCGCAUUACCAACGAGAUAUGCAUCUCUUGCGUUGAACCAGUUGGUGAUCGAUACUCCCAUUCUAUCUAAUUUACCCUACAACGAGAGUUUCACCUGUCCGGGUGUACCUGAGCUUUGCAGGUACCCUGAUGGCAAAACUUAUCUGAUAGAACGUUUCACUAAAGAAGGCGAAAAUAUCUCCGAGGUGUUAAAUGUAGAUCUGAAUCUGCUGAUCUCCUUAGCGUUUGCCGUCGGACUUAUUAUAUUGAAUAGCGUUUUGUAUCUGUUGCCACUACCUGCCAGAGUGAAGGCGAAAUUCAGAGAAUGAUGGAUUGUUGAACGUUUCCUGAAUAGUUGCGACUAUGUUGGAAUCGUGACGUCAUAGGCGAGAAAUACACGUUAAUUUAUGCUGUAUGUUAUUUGUAAAUAAAGACAAUUUAACCAAAUCUAAA